GUGGCUCGUGAAUUGCGCCCUACUGCUGAAAUGGCUCUUCAAUUUCAAAGUGUAGUCAGCGGUGUUUUGCGCUCAAGUGUAUCGUGCAGCCUGAACGAUUGGAAAGGGUCGUGUCUGAGUAAUUUGGAGCAGAUUCAGCGUGGCGAGUUGUACGUGGGCUCAAAUACUUACGAGGAAGGCGGUCAUCGAGUUCGCGUGAUAUCUACUAGCCAACUUGAGGGCUUUCACUCUUCCUUAAAAAACCUGCUUACCAGAAAUGUAUCGAUUGAGGUUGGCUCGGGGAUCUUAGAUUGGCUUAUCGUCAAGCAUAAUUUGUCUAUCGGUGCUAAGUUCGGGCGCAAUCCGCCCAUGAAUGGCGUUGAUUUGAUUUCGGCGGGCCAUACUGCAUUACUCUGUGUAACGAUGGUCCCUAUUUCGCCUCAGAUUGAGUAUGUGAUGCAGCUUUUCUCUUCGCCGCUUGUAGCCCCGCAGUAUAGAACGGAGACCGAGCGGGACUUUGACUUUGACUCCUGGGCACAGGUAUUUUCACUAUUUGAAGAUAAAAAAGACGGAGGGGUCGCCCCCAGCUUUGGGCUGGAGCACACUACGGUCGCGCGUGCAAGCUAA
Messenger RNA from Phytophthora sojae, 606 nucleotides. RefSeq lists its product as hypothetical. The annotation marks the transcript as partial. The transcript has a single exon. NCBI's taxonomy places the organism in Eukaryota, Oomycota, Peronosporomycetes, Peronosporales, Peronosporaceae. The record is from RefSeq and is a predicted model, not a curated record.